AUGGGUUCAAAAACUGUACGCAAUCCCGUGUUUAUGAUAUUUCCUCCAGAGGUCACUGCUCCCGACUUUCCGUCAACGAAAAAUGCAGCCACAGCCUAUGGGCCUACCAUGCCCUUUUCAAAAUUAUUUACUACAAAAUUUAAAAUCUUUGGGACUAUCCAGAUCCUGCUUGGACUGAUGAACUUUUCCCUUGGAGUCAUUUUCUUUUUCACCUUUGAAAAACCAUACCCAAGGUUCCCCUUUAUAUUUGUUACAGGAUACCCGUUCUGGAGCUCCGUUUUGUUCAUUUAUUCUGGAGCCUGCCUAAUUGCACUGGAAAGAAAAGGCACAAAAACUCUGGUGAGGAUGAGCCAAACCAUGAACUGCUUCAGCGUCCUGGCAGCAACGACCGGGGUCCUUCUCCUUGUAUUCGGUUUUAUUCUGGAUCAAAACUACCUGUGUGGCUACUCCGGAGAAGCGAGCGAGUGCAAGGCUGUGAACACCCUGUUCAUCGGAAUUUUGAUUAUGUUGAUAGCCUUCAGCAUUAUUCAGCUACUCAUUGCUAUGUCUUUCUCAAUUUGUAGUAAAUCCUUUGACUGUUGUGAUUGUGAGGAAUGGUGUUGA
Molecule: messenger RNA, 603 nt
Organism: Miniopterus natalensis
Lineage: Eukaryota; Metazoa; Chordata; Mammalia; Chiroptera; Miniopteridae
Gene: MS4A5
Product: membrane spanning 4-domains A5
Biological process (GO): cell surface receptor signaling pathway
Cellular component (GO): plasma membrane
Source: RefSeq, a predicted model, not a curated record